This is a messenger RNA of Eublepharis macularius, 5658 nucleotides long. RefSeq names its product solute carrier family 13 member 3 (gene SLC13A3). The record is from RefSeq and is a predicted model, not a curated record. The coding region runs from base 84 to 1886 and encodes 600 amino acids. The transcript is spliced from 13 exons. Gene Ontology annotation, cellular component: membrane. Gene Ontology annotation, biological process: citrate transport; monoatomic anion transmembrane transport. Gene Ontology annotation, molecular function: citrate transmembrane transporter activity; sodium:dicarboxylate symporter activity; succinate transmembrane transporter activity. Lineage: Eukaryota; Metazoa; Chordata; Lepidosauria; Squamata; Eublepharidae.
CGCCCGCCUCCCUCCCUCCCCCCCUGCAUAAAACGGCAGCCCUGGCGCCGCGGCCGAUCUCUCAAGCCGGUGCCUCUCGGGUGAUGGCAGCGCUGGGAGCCCUGGUGAAGAAAGUGUGGAGUAUCCGCCGCUUCCUGGUGCUGCUCUGUAGCCCGCUGGUGCUGCUGCCCGUCCUCUUCAGCCUGCCCCCCAAGGAAGGAAAAUGUCUCUACGUAAUUCUACUCAUGGCCUUCUACUGGUGCACCGAAGCAUUGCCGUUGUCUGUGACGGCCCUUCUUCCCAUAAUUCUCUUUCCCUUCCUGGGGGUCCUCCCUGCCAGCAAAGUUUGCCCGCAGUAUUUUUUAGACACCAAUUUCCUCUUCCUGAGUGGCUUAAUCAUGGCAGCAGCCAUUGAAGAGUGGAAUCUGCAUCGCAGGAUCGCUCUGAGAAUCCUCAUGUUCGUGGGAGUCCAGCCAGCCAGGCUCAUUUUAGGAAUGAUGUUGACAACUUCCUUCCUGUCUAUGUGGCUGAGUAACACAGCCUCAACUGCUAUGAUGCUACCCAUCGCGACAGCAAUUCUGAAGAGUCUCUUUGGAGAGAGAGAAAUAUCUAGCAGGGAGAAGGAGGAAAAUCAAGCUUCCAUGGAACAUAAUAACCUUCACACGGUGUCAACUGAGAUGCAGCUGCUCGCCACUGUUGAUGAAAAUGAUUUGACAGAGAAGAAGGAUGUGACCGUUGAAGCGUCCUCAGAUUUAAGGAAGGAACAAGAAUACCAGACUAACAUUUGGAAAGGUUUCCUCAUUUCCAUCCCUUACUCUGCGAGUAUUGGUGGGACAGCAACACUUACUGGAACGGCACCAAACCUCCUCCUUUUGGGACAGCUAAAGAGCUUUUUUCCAGAAUGCGAUGUUGUGAACUUUGGCUCUUGGUUUUUGUUUGCAUUUCCCUUGAUGGUGCUUUUUCUGUUUGUUGGAUGGCUUUGGAUCUCCUUUCUCUAUGGAUGCAUCACCUUAAGGAGAACGAAGAAAUCAGAAAUCAGAGCAGAUGCAGAAGCCAAAGCCAAAUCGGUUAUAAAAGAUGAAUAUCAAAAAUUGGGACCAAUAAAGUUUGCUGAACAAGCAGUUUUUGUUCUCUUCUGCUUAUUUGCCAUCCUGCUAUUCUCCAGAGACCCAAAAUUCAUCACUGGUUGGGCAAGCUUUUUCAACCCAGGUUUUGUCACAGAUGCUGUUACUGGAGUCACAAUAGUGACAAUAUUGUUCUUCUUCCCUUCAAAAAGGCCAUCCCUUAAAUGGUGGUUUGACUUGAAAGCACCAAACACGGAAAACCAACCCUUGCUAUCAUGGAGAAAAGCUGAAGAGAGCGUACCUUGGAACAUAAUUUUGCUGCUUGGAGGAGGUUUUGCUAUGGCAAAAGGAUGUGAGGAGUCAGGCUUGUCCAUCUGGAUUGGAGGCCGCCUCGACCCUCUGGAGAAUCUCCCUCCUCCUGUGGCUGUUAUUCUUAUCACAGUAGUGAUUGCCUUAUUCACAGAAUUUGCUAGCAACACAGCCACAAUCAUAAUCUUCCUUCCUGUCUUGGCAGAAUUGGCUAUUCAUCUGAAAGUGAAUCCCCUCUACUUAAUGAUUCCAGGAACAAUAGGAUGCUCAUUCGCUUUCAUGCUUCCCGUCUCCACACCCCCAAAUUCUAUUGCCUUUGCUUCUGGGCACUUAAUGGUCAAAGAUAUGGCAAAGACUGGUCUGCUUAUGAAUCUGAUGGGGGUUUUACUUCUCAGUCUGGCAAUUAAUACUUGGGCCAAGAGCAUCUUCCAGCUAGGCACAUUCCCUGCUUGGGCCAACGUACAUUUGGAAAACACCACCACCCUACUGGAAGGUGUUCAAAAUGUCACUUUGAACUCACUGAGUAAAUUAUGAACAAAGCAACCUUGAGAGGGAGCUGCUGCCUUCAAAUUUGGGCACUGAAAUCAAUCAACGUCAAGUACAUGAUCUCAUUCGUCCGUGGUGAUAGCUACCUAGCUGCAUCUGCCGAUGUUUAGAAUAAAGAAGUCUGGAGGACAGACUUUGUUAAUCAGAUGAUGAACAAGUCUUGCCCAAGGAGAUGGCUGAGAGCUCAGGGUUUUAAAGAUCCUUCCGAGAUAAGGCAGUAAAUUGAGGGAAAAAAUUACACGCAGCAAAUGGAAAUAUAAUAAUUAGAAAAGUAAGGCAUAUUUUCCCUCCCUUGUUCCUUUUGGGGUCUCACAGGCCCCUUGCAAAUGACAGAACAGCCUCAUGAGGCAUAACAAAAUAGUCAUUAUAUUUAAAAGAUGGGGAACAACUUGGAGAGUGCUCCUGUCAAACAGCUCAUUUGGCUGAAAAAUUAUAGGAGUACCUAAACUGUAUUUUGAUGCUGGGAACACAAUGAGUUUCAAUGAACAAGACUGGUGGCACCUUAGAAACCAGGAUGAUUUUAUUCUGGAAUAAGCCUUCAUGAAACGGAACCCUCUUGAAUUGUAAGCCAGAGUUUGUUUACAAUAAGAAUGAGCUUGGUUUGGUUUUGUGAGCAUGCAUUUCUCCCCACCCUUGCAACAAAAACAACAAAGAUUGAAAACUUCCUGGAUUAAGAAAUCCGUAAUCUAGCCACUUUUUGGGGGGGGGUGACACUUGAAUGUGGACAUUUUGAUACAUUGGAGUGUUUCUUGUCAACAAGCUGGAAUUGUAUGCCAUGAUUAAACUAUAGUUUAGAAGUCUUCAAUCUGGAAUCUGAAUGAGGGGAAAGGAGAAGGGAAUGUGUGAACUACAGAAUAAAGCUUGUUCGAGCACCCCUAGUGAAUAAAAGGUUUGGUGCUGUGUCCUCUCAGACAAUUGCUCAAAAUUAUUGAAGCUUUCAAGACAAACAUCAUCUGGCCAUUCUUCUCUUAUAGAAUCUAGUAGAUCUGAGUCUUAAAUGUGGGCAGUAGAUCUGAGUCUUAAAUGUGUGACUGCACAAGUGCUCUUGCCUCAUUUCUCACCAUAUUUUGUGCCUUCCAUCACAGAACUAAUUUUGUGUCUUUGCUCUGUACGCACACAUUCUCCCCUUCCGGAAUUUUGUGCCUGUUUUUUAAAUGUUUUUUUCUUUUAAUAAGCACUAAAUGUUUGAAAUUGCACCUGAAUACCUAUGCACUAAUUUACUCCAGUAAUGAAGUUUUGCAGGUAUGUCAAGGAAAGGGCUAGUGGUGAGAAAGAAAACCUUGAGGCAAAAUUGUGUAGCAGCCAUACCUGCCAGGAGACAAAAUUAGCCAACUGUCUAGGUGUAGGAACAGAAAAGAGCAAGAGUCCUAUAGCACCUAUAAGACUAACAAAAUUUGUGGUAGGGUGUGAGCUUCCGUGAGCCACAGAAGAAGAGGUGAGCUGUGGCUCAUGAAAGCUCAUACCCUACCACAAAUUUUGUUAGCCUUAUAGGUGCUACUGGACUCUUGCUCUUUUCUACUGCUACAGACAGACUAACACAGCUACCUGUCUUACUCUAUCUCUAUAGAUGAAGGAAUACAUAGGUAUAAUGAUACAACUUCAUUUUAAAAAAAAGUAAAGAAAAAUCUUGAGUAGAAAAGGAGGAGGUGCCUUGGAAAAGGAACAACACAAAACUUCAGUCUAGAAGAAAAUGCUUGCCUCUGGGGGGAGAAAUCUAGGAAACAGAGUAUAAACAGUGACCUAUCAAGGGAGACAAAGUGGAGUUUCCUCUUGUGAAUAUCAGUAGUGGUAGUGGAGUAAAAAAAUUGUUAGUCCAGAUGCACUCUUGUUAUGUAUAUUAUUGACAGUUAUAAUUUGAGAAAGUGCCAGUUAACAUCAUACCCAGUAGCUAAUGUCAUUCUUGUUAUUGCCAUGUUGAUCUCCACAAUAGUACUUUGCAGACCGACUAACUAUCCCCUAUCCUCCUCUGUUCUACCAGAAGGAUAUACUGGCAUACAGGGCUUUUUUUCAGGGGGAACACGGGGGAACGGAGUUCCGGAACCUCUUGAAAAUGGUCACAUGGCUGGUGGCGCGGAGGCGGCGCGGAGGGCAAUCUAAACUCCCCUCUGUCUGGAGAUCAGGGGGUGGGGCCACCAGGCAUGUGACCAUUUUUGCCGAGGGCAACCCACUGAGUUCCACCACCUCUUUUCCCAGAAAAAAAGCCCUGCUGGCAUAUAAUGUUUGAUGUUCAGUGAUGGCUAGGUUAUGAGGAUCAGGCUUAGGAAGAGGAUUUCUGAUGCUAGGAUGUGGGAAAAAAGCAUGCCAAGACACAAUGUUCUUAAUGUUUUGCAAGUGAUUAUUUCUUGUAGCAUGGAGCGUAUUGCUUCAGGAGUUUUACUGGGAGUGGCAUUUGGGCUAUUCCUCUAUUGGUAGACAAUUAUGAAAUACAGAAAGAAACCUGAGGGUUUCCAGUCAUUUGCUUUGCCCUUCUCAACUCUGAUGUUGACGUGUGAGCCAAUAGACGUGGAAGGCUGGUUUAAAUUCAACGUGGCAAAUAAGUCAUUUGGGAAGAAGACAGCUGUAGCAUUUUAACAGAGGUCAGUGCAGGUUUUUCACUAACAGUGUUAUUCCAGCUUCACAACUUGCCUUAUUUGAAAGUGGUGCCUGCAUGUUUUGUGGUAUAUACAUUCAUCCUUUAUCUUACACAUUUUUUGCAAAGGCUGUGCAGACUGCGGGUGCUAGCCUGCAAGGGGACCUCCAUACCCAGUGUUUUCAGUGUUCAAACUGAACAAUGCUGAAAACACAAAAACAGGUUUUUGAAGACCAUCCCAGGACAGAAAAAGGAUAUUCAUAUUGAACAUAGUGAGGGCACUUUCAAACUGUACCCACUGCUCUUAAAACAUUGCACUUGGGUCUUCAUCCUCAUAGCGUUAGGCCAGUCAUUCACAGUUAACAUGGGGAUAAUGACAAAUUGCUUCAGACUUCUGUUGUAAGGGUAAGUGAGAGAAGGACUAUAAAAUUUAUAAGUGCUAUAGAAGCGAUAAAUAACUUUAUUCAGUUCCCGGUGCUGGCUGGAGAAUUGUAGGUAGGCAGUGCCAAAUGACAUCCUCAUAUAACGUGCCACAGAGGGUCUCUCUCUACUUGUUGCAACUAUGCAAACUUAAUGCAUGCAAUAUUUUAAGACUGAUUUGCACAGUUGAGAGCUUCUGACUGAGAGAACACUGCAAAGGAUUAUUUUUGUUGGAUUUUAAAGGGGGGGAUUAACACUUUGAUCACUUUUUUAUAUGAAAUUGAUUAUUUAGAUACUUUCAAUGAAAGUGUUUGUAAAUGGACAGUGAUUCUAAUCACCACUGUAAUCAAGAUCCUACGUUACGUAUGUGCAAUGUUAAGGAAUGGAUUUAUUUAAAUGAAAUCUUUGGGAAGAUGUCGCACCAGGAGUUGUGCUGUUGUAGGGGUAGGGGUAGGGGUGGGGGAGGCCUUGGAGUAAAUUCUUGAUGUGGUGAAAAUGAAUGUGAUGGCGUUGCAAUUCAUUUUACCUGUUACAAAAUGUUUGGAACAAUACUGACUUUGGCCUGUUGAAGAAAUUACUUAACGUUAACUUGCCUUAUUUGAAUCAUUUGGGACCUGUUCCCAGGGCAAACACACACACAUACGCACACACACUCUGUCAUCUUUGCUAUUGCUAUGAAAAUUAGGAAGUCAAGCUGAAACCAAAGCGUCAUCAGGUCGACCAAACCACUGUUGAGGCCCAUGAUUCUGAAAAUAAAAAUGCAUUCAUUGG